Messenger RNA from Photinus pyralis (common eastern firefly), 1275 nucleotides. Its product is annotated as sporozoite surface protein 2-like. NCBI's taxonomy places the organism in Eukaryota, Metazoa, Arthropoda, Insecta, Coleoptera, Lampyridae. The transcript is spliced from 4 exons. The record is from RefSeq and is a predicted model, not a curated record. The coding region runs from base 1 to 1275 and encodes 424 amino acids.
AUGAAAUCGAAGAAUCAGAAAGAUCCGAAGGAUCCGAAGAAUCUGAAGAACCCGAAGAAACCUAGGAACCCGAAGAAGCCGAAAAACCCAAAGAAUCCGGGGGAUUCUCAUUACUUUCUCUUCUCUCCAAUUCUGAAUCAGAAAGAUCCGAAUAAUUCAAAGAACCCAAAGAAUCCGAAGAAACCGAGGAAUUCUCAUUACAUUCCCUUCUCCUUUCCAACUCUUGUUGGAGAAUCCGAAGAAAAAGAAAAAUCCGAAGAAACCGAAGCACCCGAAGGAUUCGAAGAAUCCAAAAAAUUCGAAGAAUUUGAGGAAUCCGAAGAACCCGAGGAAACCGAGGAAUCCGAGGAAUUAUCAUUACUUUCUAUUCUCUCCUUCAACUCUGAAUCCGAAAGAUCCGAAGAUUCCAAAGAUUCCGAAAAAUUUGAUGAAUCCGAAAAAUCCGAAAAAUUCGAAGAAUCUGAAGAACCCGAAGAAACCGAGGAACCCGAAGAAAAUCUGAAGAAUCCGAGGAACCCAAAGAAUCCGAAGAAACCGAGGAAUUCUCAUUACAUUCCCUUCUCCUUUCCAACUCUUGUUGGAGAAUCCGAAGAAAAAGAAAAAUCCGAAGAAACCGAAGCACCCGAAGGAUUCGAAGAAUCCAAAAAAUUCGAAGAAUUUGAGGAAUCCGAAGAACCCGAGGAAACCGAGGAAUCCGAGGAAUUAUCAUUACUUUCUAUUCUCUCCUUCAACUCUGAAUCCGAAAGAUCCGAAGAUUCCAAAGAUUCCGAAAAAUUUGAUGAAUCCGAAAAAUCCGAAAAAUUCGAAGAAUCUGAAGAACCCGAAGAAACCGAGGAACCCGAAGAAAAUCUGAAGAAUCCGAGGAACCCAAAGAAUCCGAAGAAACCGAGGAAUUCUCAUUACAUUCCCUUCUCCUUUCCAACUCUUGUUGGAGAAUCCGAAGAAAAAGAAAAAUCCGAAGAAACCGAAGCAUCCGAAGGAUUCGAAGAAUCCAAAAAAUUCGAAGAAUUUGAGGAAUCCGAAGAACCCGAGGAAACCGAGGAAUCCGAGGAAUUAUCAUUACUUUCUAUUCUCUCCUUCAACUCUGAAUCCGAAAGAUCCGAAGAUUCCAAAGAUUCCGAAAAAUUUGAUGAAUCCGAAAAAUCCGAAAAAUUCGAAGAAUCUGAAGAACCCGAAGAAACCGAGGAACCCGAAGAAGCCGGGGAACCCAAAGAAUCCGGGGGAUUCUCAUUACUUUCUCUUCUCUCCAAUUCUGAAUCCGAAAGAUCCGAAUAA